Messenger RNA from Amoebophrya sp. A120, 1594 nucleotides. Lineage: Eukaryota; Dinophyceae; Syndiniales; Amoebophryaceae. The record is from the annotation of a GenBank genome assembly.
UAGAGUUUCGACUUUCACCGCACAUUAGUUAAGGGACCACAUCGUUAUUCUUAAAUCAAACAGAAGGUGACACCCACUCACACUAGUAGAGAACCAAUUUUACUUGCAGGCGAUCAAUUACAACGGAAUUGCGAGCACUGCCGUCGAUGCCUCUGAAGACCAAUCGUAUCUUGCCGUUUUUGGGUACCAUGACGCGAAAACGCAUUGCCAGAAAGACGCGCUGGAAGCCCCUGCCGCCCCUUCGCGCCCGUCUGAGCAGGAAAAGGCAUGACAGUCGGGCGCGAAGCCGAAGGCUGUCAUGCCUUUUGGCCCUGUCGCUUGCCGAGAUGAACGCUCACACGCACAAGCAAUUGCCCCGUUGCUGCCGCCAGGCGGGUUUGCACUGCCGCCUUCAUCGCGUGCUUUGGAUCUGUUGAAUCGCGAUGCCGCGCCCCGCUGCUGCCGCGCCCUGCCGCUGCCCGAAGCGAAGAACUGCUGUGCCACCGAUGACAUCGCGUUAAAGUUGCUUGCUGCCGAAUUGGAUACGCCACAGCGCAGGGUCAGGGAAUUUUCGGACCCCCGACUCGGCUGCUUGCGCCGCGCGCAUGCGCAGUUUCAGAUUGUUGUGAGCAUCAGGUAAGAUUGGUUAGGAUACCUUCGACGAGAGUGACCUUUUUGAAAAUUAUUGCUAGAGUUCAGAUCUUCAUCUUGAUUUGUGUUGAAAUAGUACAGCGUUCACUUGAACUCGAAAGACACAGUCUUUCUCGCAUAUAAUAGUUUGACAUGUUCGGGUUCUGCAGCAAGCGCGCGGACGCCGGGAAGGCCACCGGGGGCGCGAAGAAGAUGGGUGCGAAAUCGGCCCCGAAGAAUGCGAACAACAAGCAGUUCAACAAGCACCGUGAUAGCUUUCGCUACACUUGCAAGCACUGCGGAGGGACGCACUUCCGAGGAACGGUCUGUCCGGUGCUGGUGGCGAAAGGUGCCGACCCGAACAAAUACGGCGGAAACAAGAAAUUCUGCGAAAACUGUCAGAAAAUGCACAUGAAGGGGACUAAGUGCCCGAAGACGGGAUGGAUCUUCUACUAGGUCAGCGUCGGUGGAGAUUUUUGCCGUAUCGGAAAAACUACUAACUUAAGUAAGUACAUACAUAGGAGGCUUCAGUUGUAAAUGUGCUGCAUGUCAACGGCGUUGAUGAUUUACAGUAUUAAAAGUUUGGAAUUCUAUUGCCUAAACCAUGCAUCUUUUCGUUUUGGUUGAGUAGGAUCUGUAUUUGGAAAACAGCAAAGCUGUAGGGAGUCAUAACUUUAUCCGUAUUUUUGGUCGCAGAAGAAAACUGAAGUACUACAACUCUGGCGGAGAAGUUGAAAUGAUAGGGACGAUCAUCCGAGGCGAAACUGGAUGGUAGAUGUAGAGAUGAGUACCACACUGACGACGUCCUAAAGGGUAGGUACAAAAGUGUUGAAGCCGUGGCAGUGCGUCAUUCAACGUGUGGAUUUUUGAGGAUCAAAAUAUGAUCCGGAGGUUUUAGUUAAUUUUGGAUUGGUGGUCAUCGAUAUCAUAUGAAGAACGACCGUGUUUACAAAGAAUGAAUUUGGCACACCGUCACCACACGGAU